AAAUCCCGCACACGGGCCACCGUCAUUUUGUUACCGCCCUCACCUUUCACGGCUUCUUCCCGACCUCACUUCAUCCUUUCCCCCCCCUUCCACCACCACCGCGUCUUUGACUCUUCGACAUUUCCACGCCUUUCUCGGUCGACUCAACCACGAAAGAUCGAUAGAUAUACUUGUUCUUACCGAUCAAGACUAAUUUCUGAUCCAGAAAUAUUCAAGAUCGAUCCUCGCAGCCCUCACAAUGAUGCCAACUAGCUGGCCUCCGGCACCGCCUCCAGGCGUUGCCUACGGAGCACCUCCCGCCAACUAUGCUUACCCUCCCAAUCCAGCAUACACCGCAGUCCAGGCUCGACAAAGCUUCGGCCAGUAUCCUCCCCCACCCGCUGCACCUGCCUACAGUACUUCGCCGCCUCCCUUGGCUGCUCCCUUCGACCAAGCUGCUCCUGUUGCUCCAGCCCCGGCUCCACGAAAGGUUGAAUGGCCACCCUCCGUCCGCGAUUACGUCCAACGGUCUUUCCUGCCUCACAACAUGGACCCCUCCGUGCCACGCCCCGAGAUUGAAGCCAAGUUGAAGGAGACCAUUUCCCAGCACAUGGAGAACGGCACUCUCGAGUCAACCGACUGGGAGAAGAUGCCCUUUCCCUCCGAUCUGAUCCGAAACGAGCGCCAGUCCCAGCUCAACUCCGCUAUGAACGUCUCAUCUCCAUUUGCAUCGCGAUAUGAUGGUUCAAUGUCUGCCAACCCCAAGAGAAAGUCGUCUGAUUUUACCCCGGAUGAAAAGUCUUCUGCCGUGCCUUGGCGUACUACUAACAGCAACCGAUCCAACGCACUGGAAGACCGAAUCACCUUCGCCUCCCCCGACAAACGCGCCAACCUCGAUGAGCCACUGCCCAAGUCAAGUAAGUUCCAGAAGCAGUUGGAGAAACGUCAACGCCGCUUCGAUGGCGGCUACAAAUCCUCGUACCGAUCGCCCAGCCCUCCGCCCUCUGAUGGACCCGUCGUCGGCACCAGCGAGACUCUGGAGAAGCGCUACUUGCGUCUGACCGCACCUCCCGUGGCCUCCAUGGUUCGGCCCGAGCGCGUCCUUCACAAGACGAUGGAUCUCCUGAAGAAGAAGUGGAAGAAGGAGGGCAACUACUCUUACAUCUGCGACCAGCUGAAAUCUAUGCGGCAAGAUCUGACAGUGCAGCGGAUCAAGAACGACUUUACAGUCACCGUUUACGAACUCCACGCUCGAAUUGCGUUGGAGAAGGGGGACCUUGGUGAGUAUAAUCAGUGCCAAACCCAGCUGCGUACUCUGUACGCAAAGGGACUGAAAGGAAACCCCAUCGAGUUCAAGGCCUAUCGCAUUUUGUACUUUAUUCACACUGCCAACCGUACCGGCCUGAAUGAUGCCUUGGCAGAUCUAACCACAGCAGAGAAGGAGGAGCGACCCAUCAAGCAUGCGCUCCAGGUGCGGUCCGCUCUUGCCUUGGGCAACUACCACAAGUUCUUCCAGCUUUACCUGGACACCCCCAACAUGGGUGCGUACCUCAUGGACAUGUUCGUCGUUCGUGAGCGUCUAGCCGCUCUGUGCAACAUUUGCAAAGCAUACAAGCCAGACGUAAAGUUACGGUUCAUCACUGAGGAACUCGGCUUCGAGUCCGACGUUGAUGCGGCUCAAUUCAUUGUCGACUACAAUGGUCAGCAUCUGCUCGAGGAACGACAAGAGUCUAUUGCUCUCUUGACCGGCAAAGCCGGAGCCCUCUUCGACUCCGCCAGAAGCGAGGCUUUCCGCAAAGUUGACAUCAAAGGACAGAUAUGAAUUCCUCGUCAUCUCUGUUCUCAUCACAAAUUGCUCUACACAACUUCUAACCACCCCUACCGCCGACCCCAAAGCCAUUCGCGAGGUCUUGCUUCCACUCCUCCCUCCGGUUCUCAUUUCAAAGUCCACAGGCUUCGAUCUGUGGACUCGUUCCUCCUCGUUUCCUCUUUCUUCUCUUGUUUUCCUACCGACAGUUUCACAACAUUGGCGUGUCGUUUUACCUUGCAUCACUUGCGCCCUUCGAAGACGUCUAAUACCAGUUCUUGGUUACGAGCUUACGAAUUAUCGAUUCCUACCUCGCUGCCCGCCCCCCUUCUGAUGGCAUUGACGCUUACGCACAGCUCCACGCAGCGGGGACAUCUUCGGUUGUUUCUCGAAGACAGCGCUGGAUGAGGGGUGCGAUGCAUGCGCAACAGUGGCUCCGCCGCUGAUGAUGACCGAUACUACCGGCUUGGUGCUGGUCUUGGGCUCUGGGGGCUUUAUAGGCAUGAUACCCGUUCGCCCUGCUUUAGCAGAGGCAACAGGAUGGCGUUUGAGCGGAAAAUACAUGGGAUCUGUCUCCAUGACGGCUAGAUGGCGACUGGAGUUUGUUCUGGACGUUUGCAUAUACGUCACUCAGCUUUAAUGGAAAUGUUGCAGGCUGCCUUAUGUAGCCUGGUAGCAGUCCGGUCUACAGACCUUUUGGAAUCCAUACAUUUGCUACUUUUCCUCUAUGACGUGCAAGAUGGUCCUUAUUUUUCGUUCUUGAUGGCUUCAACGGCGGUUCUCAUACGUCUUGAUGGCAAUCCCAAUCUUGUCCUCGGUGCUUUCCUACCAUUGGCUGUAUAGGGUAUAGCUGCAGCGAAAGCAGAGUUGAUGGAUCUCACUCAUCCAUGAACAGUCGGCGCCACAAAUACGCGAUCCAUUUCCCAACAGGCCCCCGUGCUGGAAGAAGACUUGACAUCUCGCGGCCUCGGGUUCCAUACACAUCGGCC
This is a messenger RNA of Colletotrichum scovillei, 2775 nucleotides long. Its product is annotated as GANP/Nin1/mts3/eIF-3 p25 family protein. Bases 239 to 1801 code for a protein of 520 amino acids. The record is from RefSeq and is a predicted model, not a curated record. Gene Ontology annotation, cellular component: nucleus. The transcript is spliced from 3 exons. NCBI's taxonomy places the organism in Eukaryota, Fungi, Ascomycota, Sordariomycetes, Glomerellales, Glomerellaceae.